Molecule: messenger RNA, 845 nt
Organism: Impatiens glandulifera
Lineage: Eukaryota; Viridiplantae; Streptophyta; Magnoliopsida; Ericales; Balsaminaceae
Product: MADS-box transcription factor 14-like
Exons: 7
Coding region: 28-576 (182 amino acids)
Biological process (GO): regulation of transcription by RNA polymerase II
Molecular function (GO): RNA polymerase II cis-regulatory region sequence-specific DNA binding; protein dimerization activity; DNA-binding transcription factor activity, RNA polymerase II-specific
Source: RefSeq, a predicted model, not a curated record
UUGAAGCUUUUCUGAUUUCGUGAUUUCAUGGGCAGAGCUAAGUUUCAGUUGAAGCGGAUUGAGGAAGCGCACAAGCGUAAUGUCUCAUUCUCGAAGCGUCGGUAUGGACUAAUGAAGAAGGCCGGUGAGCUCUCUGUUCUUUGUGAAGCUGAGGUGGCCAUUGUCAUCUUCACCAGACGCGGUCGUCUUUAUCGCUCUGCCUCUGGCGACGAGAUGAACAGGAUUAUAGAACGGUAUCAGACCUUUGUCAACUCAAGUAUCCAGCAAAACAAUGGCCAAUCUAAGAGUAAUGUAGCAGCUCCAUCCGAACAGAUUAAUAUUCAGCAUUUAGUACAAAGAUUUUUCCAUCAACUCGCACUGGAGCAGUUGGAUGUUAGUGCAGCAGUCGAGCUAGAACAAUUGUUGCAUGCUAAACUUGUGCAGACAAGAGCCAGAAAGGCCCAACUUUUGAUGGAAUCAUUGGCAGCUAUCCAUGAGAAGGAAAAGAAGAUGUGGGAAGAAAAGCUGCAAAAUAAUUUAAGGUCCAAACAUCAAGUGAUGUUGGAGAAUGUGGAGAACAGUCAACAAAAUAUGUGAGAUGAUUGGGUUAGUGAUACCAGCAUCUCCAGACAUUAUCUUAAGCUCCUUUCUUUCCCACUUUCCCAAUCCUUAAUUCCAUUACUGAAGGUUUUUUUUACAUGGUGCAAAUAACAACUUGGAUUUUAGACUUUCUUCUCUGCUAUGUGUCAUCUUUUUAUUUUGGUAUUUGUAGUCUUGGGGAGCUUGUACUUCCCCACUUAUAAGGUGUACUAAUCAUAGAGUUAUCUAUUUUAAUGGUGAAUGAAUAAAUGGAAAUUAUUUUCUCA